AGGAAUUCGAAAAGAAUAAUAAAAUUUUAAAUGAUAUUUCAUAGAAUUAAAUUAAAUUAAAUAUUAGAAAGUCUUACUAGUAUUUAAGUGAAUGUAUUAUUUAAGGAAAUAUAACAAAUGAAGAAGAUUUAUAAAACAUAAGCCAAAUAAUAAACGAAAAUAAUAAAUUAAUUCAAGAAAGCGAAAAAAUAAAAAAAUAUGCAGAUUGUGUUUCUACUUUAAGUGAUUUAUAACUAAUUAAUGAAUAGUUAAAGAAUUCAUGUAAAUAAAUAUAAAAAAAUAUAAAAAGUGAUAAUAUAAAUAAUAAUGUAUAUUCAGAUAUUUAAUAAUAGCUAAACUAUGCCACUUUUAAUAAUUUAGAGUUCUAAAGCAAUUAAAAAAUUUAACCAAAUAAAAAAAAAUUAGAUUAAAAUUAAUAAUAAAAUUCAAAAUUUUUUUAAGGUAAAAAUAAAUGCUAAUUAUAAUCUAAUAUAAAUAAUAUCUAGAUGACAAAAAAUCUUAUUUAAUAACAUUCCGGAUAAGGGAAAAAUAUUUAAUAUAUAGAUUCUUAUUAAAUAACUUAAAAUAAUAAAUAAAAACAUGACAAAGACAUCAAAUAUCACAAAAAAUAAUCAAGUAUAUACUAGCUUAGCAAUGAGAAAUAAUAAAAUACUACUUAAUUUACAGAUACAUUACAUAAAAAAUCGAGUUAAUCAGUUUAAAACUCAUAAAGGUUAUAAUAAAUU
Molecule: messenger RNA, 725 nt
Organism: Ichthyophthirius multifiliis
Lineage: Eukaryota; Ciliophora; Oligohymenophorea; Hymenostomatida
Exons: 1
Source: RefSeq, a predicted model, not a curated record